Molecule: messenger RNA, 561 nt
Organism: Argentina anserina (silverweed cinquefoil)
Lineage: Eukaryota; Viridiplantae; Streptophyta; Magnoliopsida; Rosales; Rosaceae
Product: signal recognition particle 9 kDa protein
Exons: 4
Coding region: 88-399 (103 amino acids)
Biological process (GO): negative regulation of translational elongation; SRP-dependent cotranslational protein targeting to membrane
Cellular component (GO): signal recognition particle, endoplasmic reticulum targeting
Molecular function (GO): 7S RNA binding
Source: RefSeq, a predicted model, not a curated record
UGAAAGCCAUCCAUCCCCUAAAAUCCCAACUCCCCCAGUUUCGUCUCGGAUUCUCCGAUUUCCCGAUUCAAAACCCUAACCCGAACCAUGGUCUACAUUACAUCCUGGGACGAAUUCGUCGACCGAUCCGUCCAGUUGUUCCGUGCCGAUCCUGAUUCGACCAGAUAUGUGAUGAAGUACCGGCAUUGCGAUGGGAAGUUGGUUCUCAAAGUCACCGAUAAUAAGGAGUGUCUGAAAUUUAAGACAGAUCAAGCUCAGGAUGCUAAGAAGAUGGAGAAGCUGAACAAUAUAUUCUUCACCUUGAUGGCCAGGGGUCCUGAAGUUGAUCCAUCGGAAGUUACUGGGAAAGAUCAGAUGGAAGCACAACCAACCAAGAAAGGAAGAGGAAGGAAACAAUAGUCUCGCUGGCCAUUAGAUAAUUAGGUCUUUUGAACUCAUCUUAAGAUUAACCCUGAGGUUACUUGAAGAAUUUUGUAAUUCAGAACGCUGUUCGAAUUUGCCAUAUGGUUUGUCGAUUCUUCAUUUCGGAUUCAAUCCAUUUUAUAUAAUAUUGUUACUCUU